AUGUCUCUUUUACUCCUCCCACCGGAGAUCGCAUUGCUCAUUUCAAGCCAUUUGAACUCGUCCAAAGAUAUUCUCAGCCUCCUCCGAACAAGCCAAAGGCUUUACUAUCUCUUGAUCAAUGAGCUUUACCAAAGGAACAUCCUCUCAGAUGGUGGAUCGGCCCUUGUAUGGUAUGCAGGUCGUGAGGACGAACUUGGAGUCCAGAAUAUGCUUCGUGCGGGCGUGAAUGUCAACGUUCGAUCGCCAAAUCGCGCACAGUCGACAGCUCUUCUGGAAGCGGUUUCUUUGAAGCAUACUAGUGUCGUUGAAGCCCUUCUUAAGAAUGGGGCUUUGCCAGAUGUGGCCGAUUCCCGAUCCAGAAGACCUUUGAUUUUGGCGACAAAGGGUCGCAGCGAUGUGGCGAUCACCAAGUUGCUUUUAGAGCAUGGAGCCAUGGCUAAUUCUGUUGCAUCUGACAAACAUGCUCCACUACAAGAGGCCAUCCGUUCAAAUCAGGAAUCCAAAGUUGUAUUGCUUUUGAAAUAUGGGGCUGUUACACACAUCUUGGAACGCCGGACCGGGAUGACUCUCAUGCACGUGGCAGCUUCCAAGAACACUACCCCCGGAAUUAUCCACAUUCUCAUAGGCUCUGGUCUUCAAUUGGAGUCUCAAGACAAUAUGGGCAGAACGCCACUUCAAGUCGCAGCUGAUCAUUCAUGCACCCGCGCUGUGCGACUGUUACUAAAUCACGGCGCCAAUCCGAACUUCAAAAAUCAGAAUCAGUACUGGAAAGGGUGGAGUGCACUGUUCUACGCGGCAACGAAUCCCAGCAUUCCUGGAAAUGGCCGAAAAAGCAUCAUUCGAACACUAUUUCUACAUGGAGCCGAGCUCGAUGCAAGAAAUCACGCCCAAAAAACGCCGUUACUCCAUGCUGUCUCUCAGAGCGCCAUCAAACAAGCGCAUGCUCUUGUUGAAUGUGGUGCCAGUAUCACGGCUACAGAUAUCAACGGAGAAACAGUUCUUCAUUUGGCUGCUUCUUCAUCAAGCUGGUGUCCCGGUAUGAUAGGCUGGCUUGUUGACAACGGCGCUGAUGUUAAUUGGGUCGGCGGCAAGCAUAGUGAGACACCGAUCUUCUACGCUAUCAGGAACUACUGGAACCGACAAGGCAUGGCAUGCCUAAGAACCCUUCUGUCACUUGGGGCUGAUGUUCAAUUUCAAAAUAUCGAUGGUCUGACACCUCUUUCCCUUGCUGUGUGCCUCGGAUCUAUUGAGUCAACAGAGAUUCUACUCGAACACGGAAGCUAUGUUAAUUCGAGAGACAAGACCGGCAGAUCCCCUCUGCAUCACGCCGCCGAAGCACAAAAUGUUGACAAGAUUGUCGGACUUCUCAUUCAAUACGGGGCUGAUGUGAACUCUCGGGAUAUGCUUGGAUUCACGCCACUGCAUAGGAUUGUUGCCAAAGAAGGGACGUGGGAAGCAGCGGGGGAAUUGUUAAAGGCCGGCGCUGAUCGAAAUGCUAUUUCUGAUGAUGGAAAGUUUCCUCAUGAUAUGGUUGCUGAUGGCCCUUGGGCGGAAACGAAACGUUCAUUGAUCCGGUUUUUCGUGUUGUGA
Penicillium nucicola is the source of this 1590-nucleotide messenger RNA. RefSeq lists its product as uncharacterized. Gene Ontology annotation, cellular component: ciliary inversin compartment. The record is from RefSeq and is a predicted model, not a curated record. Lineage: Eukaryota; Fungi; Ascomycota; Eurotiomycetes; Eurotiales; Aspergillaceae. Bases 1 to 1590 code for a protein of 529 amino acids. Gene Ontology annotation, biological process: protein localization to ciliary inversin compartment. Gene Ontology annotation, molecular function: protein binding. The transcript has a single exon.